AUGCCUUCUUCGAUGUUCGGAUACUUCGGCCUAGGCACCAAAACCAACCCAGUGCCGCCAACCGUCGAACAAGGAAAGAAAAUCACCUCCGCUCCCAUCCGAGCCUUGCCGGCGCCAUGGUAUACAUCACAGGACAUGUACGAAUUCGAAAGACGCGCAAUCUUCUCUCGCCGAUGGCUCUUCAUGACCCACCAGUCCCGCCUUGCGAAUGCCGGCGACUUCCUCAGAUUCAAUGUGGCGGGAUUCGACAUCAUCAUUGUCCGGGACCGCAAAGGCUCCGUCAACGCUUUCCACAACGUGUGUCGCCACCGUGCCUAUCCGUUCCUGGAGAAGAGUGAAGGCAAUGCCAAAAUCUUCGCUUGCAGGUACCACGGGUGGUCUUAUGGAUUAGAUGGCAAAUUGGCAAAGGCACCCGACUAUGACCUCCUUCAAGGAUUCGACAAAUCAAGAAAUGGCCUACUUCCUAUCCACACUUACAUUGAUGUGAACGGAUUCGUAUGGAUCAACAUGGACGCUUCCGCCCAGCCGGAGGUUCCGUGGACCGAGCACUUCGACGGCGUCGAUCAACAGGAGCGAUUCAAGGACUUCAACUUCGAUGAUUAUGUCCUCGACCACACGUAUGAACUGGACGGCUCGUACAACUGGAAGAUUCUGGCGGACAAUUUUAAUGAAUGCUACCAUUGUGCUACCACGCACCCGGAUGUGCCUGCUUUCCUCUCCAUCGACAGCCAUGACUGCGAAGGCAAGGCGGGCCAUAUCCAGCACGACCAAGCUCCGACUGCGGAACAGAAGGCUCAGGGCUUCAAUGUUAACAGCACGUAUUACUUUCCUAAUGUCUCCAUGUCCAUAUCACCACAUUUCAUGAUGAUUCAAAAAUUCCUGCCAUCCGGCGCAAGCUCAUGCAAAAUGCACUACGAAGUCUACCGCAACAAGCACUCCGCUGACAAGGACUUCAAACUGAUCGCCGACAUGUACGCUCGCGUCAUGUCAGAAGAUAAAGUUUUAUGCGAGCGCGCGCAAAAAAAUCUAAACGCAGGGGUGAUUAUGAAUGGCGAGCUCCAUCCACGAUGGGAGAAGGGCCCGUUGUUCUUCCAGCAGACUGUGAGGGAGGUCGUUACCGAGCACUACAAGCGGGAGAAGGCGGCGGGGCAUGAGAUCUGGCCUGCGCGGCAGAAGUUGCCCGACGAUGCGCUGCUGAGCCUGGAGGACAUGGAGAUUUGCAACGGAAUCUCGUGCAACACACGAAAGGAAGUGCUGGUGUGGUGA
This is a messenger RNA of Neohortaea acidophila, 1266 nucleotides long. Its product is annotated as Rieske [2Fe-2S] iron-sulfur domain-containing protein. Lineage: Eukaryota; Fungi; Ascomycota; Dothideomycetes; Mycosphaerellales; Teratosphaeriaceae. The coding region runs from base 1 to 1266 and encodes 421 amino acids. The record is from RefSeq and is a predicted model, not a curated record. Gene Ontology annotation, molecular function: 2 iron, 2 sulfur cluster binding; iron ion binding. The transcript has 2 exons.